Oenanthe melanoleuca is the source of this 1541-nucleotide messenger RNA. It is a transcript of the gene MORN3, whose product is annotated as MORN repeat containing 3. The record is from RefSeq and is a predicted model, not a curated record. Lineage: Eukaryota; Metazoa; Chordata; Aves; Passeriformes; Muscicapidae. The coding region runs from base 215 to 919 and encodes 234 amino acids. The transcript is spliced from 6 exons.
GCCACCAGCACAGCUCGGUGUCCGCGGUUCGGCCCUCGGCAUCGGGGGCGGCGGGAGAGCGGCGGGAGAGCGGCGGCCACACUCGGGGUGCUCGGGGGCUUUCCCUGCCAGUUCGCGCCGCUGCCGUCCCUCCCGGCUCCGCUGGGGAGGAGCAGCAACAGGCGCUGCUCCAGACGGGAGACCGGGGUGACUCCGCUCCGCCGAUAUCAACAAUAUGCCUGUUAUAAAGUACCCCAGGGUUAGAGACCCUCUCUUUUAUGAAUGGGACAGGAAAGCCCAGAAAUGUGGAUUAAGACACACAGUUUAUGCUGUAAAUGGGGAUCAGUAUACUGGAGAAUGGCUGGACAACUUGAAACAUGGUAAAGGCACCCAGAUUUGGAAAAGCACAGGAGCUAUUUACAGUGGUGACUGGAAGUUUGGGAAGAGGGAUGGUUAUGGCUCAUACAGCAUUCUUGACCCAGUGACCAAGGAAUACAAGAAGAUAUACACAGGCGGGUGGAAAAAUGACCAAAGAGAUGGCCAGGGGGUGCUCUUUUACCCCAACGGGGAGCACUACGAGGGCGAGUGGAGCAAUGGCUUGCGGAGCGGCUGGGGGAAGAUGCACUACAAGGACGGCUCCGUCUACGAGGGACAGUGGCUAACGGAUCAGCCCGACGGGAUAGGCGUGCUGCUGCUCCCAAAUGGAAAUCGGUAUGAAGGAGGUUGGAAAGAUGGCAAGAAACAUGGCCCAGGGAAAUACUUCUACCUAGACAAGGGACAGCUGUUAGAAGGCAUCUGGGUAGCAGAUAUACCAAAGUGUGGAGCUCUGGUUGACUUUGGCAGAGACAAUGCUCCAGCCUCUACUGAGUCUCCACUCCCAAAGGUCACUGAGAAGAGCCUCUACAAUCCAACAGCCUGGGAUGAACUGCUGGUACACUAAGGCAGGAUGUGCAAGUCUGGCUGUUUAUUUAACUCCCUGAAGACCAAGUGAUGAUCCAACUCACUUCUGCUCUAUAAGCAAAAACAAAGCAUCAACUUUCACUGCUGUUAUUGUGCUUUCAAUGAGUAGAGAUCUGUUGAUUACAGAAUAUGAAUAGAUAAAAGGAGAAAAAUUGAAUUCAGGUUUUCAAAAACUUUUGUCACCACCACCACCUUUAUUAGAACUAUAGGUGAGGCCCAAGAGACUAUAAAUCAAAGCCACUUUUGCCAAAGAGUGUGUUUUGUUAAAGUCACUCACACAGAGCUAUUUCAAGGAGAUAAACUGAUGUUCAACACACUAAUAAAAUUAGGGGAGUGUAGGGAGUGUAGUUGUUUCUAAAACAAUAAUCGAAAGGCUGCAAUAUGAGCUGAAGUCCUGAAACGUGGGAGACUCUCCAAUAAUGCUCAAGUAAUCAAGAUCUAUAAAACCUUAAGCUUCUUCAAUUACACAUACCUGAUUUGUAUUUCUUUUUAUUUAGAUUGAACUACAAGACCCAGCUGGUGUUUUAGCAGAGGCCCAGGCAAGGUUUGAUGACAGCCAUAAUGACAGAUGUUGAAGGAAAAAAGAAGUUUUAAGAACAUGA